Messenger RNA from Botrytis fragariae, 1341 nucleotides. Its product is annotated as putative ap-1 complex subunit mu-1 protein. Gene Ontology annotation, biological process: vesicle-mediated transport; intracellular protein transport. The record is from RefSeq and is a predicted model, not a curated record. Gene Ontology annotation, cellular component: clathrin adaptor complex; clathrin-coated vesicle. Gene Ontology annotation, molecular function: clathrin-cargo adaptor activity. NCBI's taxonomy places the organism in Eukaryota, Fungi, Ascomycota, Leotiomycetes, Helotiales, Sclerotiniaceae. The coding region runs from base 1 to 1341 and encodes 446 amino acids. The transcript is spliced from 4 exons.
AUGGCAUCUGCUGUCUUCUUUCUCGAUUUAAAGGGCAAGACUCUCCUUGCCCGAAAUUAUAGAGGAGAUAUUCCUAUGUCCGCGGUUGAAAAGUUUCCAAUACUUUUGAGCGAAGCAGAAGAAGAGAGUUCCGCAGUUCCACCAUGUUUCUCAGACGAAGGAAUAAAUUAUCUAUACAUCCGCCAUAAUAACCUCUACCUCCUAGCCCUCACUAAACGCAAUACAAAUGCCGCCGAAAUCCUCCUUUUCCUACACAAGAUAGUCGAAGUCUUCACCGAAUACUUCAAAGAGCUUGAGGAAGAAUCCAUCCGAGACAACUUCGUCAUCAUUUAUGAACUCUUGGACGAGAUGAUGGACUUUGGAUAUCCACAAACCACCGAAUCGAAAAUCCUCCAAGAAUACAUUACACAAGAAUCACAUAAAUUAGAGAUCCAAGCCCGUCCACCUAUAGCGGUUACGAACGCAGUAUCAUGGAGAUCAGAAGGAAUCCGGUACAGGAAGAAUGAAGUUUUCCUUGACGUGGUUGAAUCGCUCAAUUUACUGGUAUCCUCGAAUGGAAAUGUGUUGAGGUCCGAGAUUUUAGGCGCCAUAAAGAUGAAGUGUUACCUGUCUGGUAUGCCAGAACUGCGAUUAGGUCUUAACGAUAAAGUAAUGUUUGAAACGACUGGACGCGCAACUCGAGGAAAGGCCAUCGAGAUGGAAGAUGUGAAAUUCCAUCAAUGUGUCCGUCUUUCGCGAUUUGAGAACGAUAGAACUAUCUCCUUUAUUCCACCCGAUGGAGAAUUCGAAUUGAUGUCAUACCGUCUAAAUACUCAAGUCAAACCAUUGAUCUGGGUUGAAUGUAUCGUGGAAUCGCAUUCUGGAUCAAGAAUCGAAUAUAUGUUGAAAGCGAAAGCGCAAUUUAAACGUCGUAGCACAGCCAACAACGUCGAGAUCACAGUUCCAGUUCCAGAAGAUGCCGAUUCCCCACGUUUCCGCACAAAUAUUGGAUCGGUACAUUACGCACCAGAAAAGUCGGCGAUAGUAUGGAAAAUCAAACAAUUUGGAGGUAGUAAAGAAUUCCUCAUGAGAGCGGAGUUAGGAUUACCGAGUGUGAAGGGUGAUGAUGAACAUGGAGGUGGAAUGACAGGAGGAUUUGGCGGAAGUAUGGGUGGUGUUGGGGGUAAAGGGGCAAAGAGACCAAUCAGUGUGAAAUUUGAGAUUCCUUAUUUUACAACAAGUGGUAUUCAAGUCAGGUACCUGAAGAUCAUUGAGCCAAAGUUACAAUACCCAUCCCUCCCCUGGGUUCGCUACAUUACCCAAUCAGGUGAUAUAGCAGUCAGACUUCCCGAUGUAAGCUAA